Aplysia californica (California sea hare) is the source of this 1069-nucleotide messenger RNA. RefSeq lists its product as uncharacterized. The record is from RefSeq and is a predicted model, not a curated record. Lineage: Eukaryota; Metazoa; Mollusca; Gastropoda; Aplysiida; Aplysiidae.
GUGAUGUCCCGUGGGGGCGAUUUUUUUCCUUGUUUCUCUCGCUCCGGUCAAAAAUGGCAGCGGAAGAAUGACGGAAGACUGCAAGCCUUUAUAUAUAUAUAGAUCUACCUUGAUCAAAACACUGAUUGUCUUCUGAUUCUUCAGACUUUUUUAAAGGGCAGCUUGUUGUUUUAAACUUUCUACGAGUACAAGUAGAUUCUAGAUCUACCGAUAUGACUGACAUGGAUUCUGAAGGCAGCAUCAAGCUCCCUGACCACAGCCUUCCGUCAGACUACAGCGACGUCCAACCGCACAGCUACGACCCGGACUACAUCUCACAGAUCAGCAGCAAGAUGCAAGUGCCUCAUAGAAUCGCCGUUGGGUCGGGUGCAACCAGUCGAGACGUCCAGAUGAACGGGUCCUACGAGGGCGGCCAGCAGUACGCGGGGAUGUCGGUCCCGGACAAAAUCAUCGUGGCAGUGGAGAGCGGGGAAGAAAUCCAAUCCCUGGGGGCAGCUGAAGAAAUUCAGCGUCUUGUGGAGGAAUCGUCGUGCAAAUUCCCCGACAUGAGGAUUCCAUACACACUAGUUGUGGGCGGAGACAACCAGCACAUCGGGAUGCGCCAGGACUUGACCUUGGACGUAGGCCCGUCGUCGCAGGUGUCCUCGGAGAGCCUGUCCUACGUGGGCCUCAUGACCCCGCCACGCGUCCUGACCUUGGAGGAGACGUUCCCCUCGGUGGAGGAGAUGGAGGAGAGGGGAGGGGAGGUGGUGGGAAGUGCCGGGGACGCGCUCAGGAUGGCUGCCCUCAACGGACAAGUGUGGCUAAGCUGACGCGGCGUGUGCAGGUGAUAGAGCAGGAGAACCAGAAGCGAGCGCACCGAGAGAUCGUGGCCUACCCCAUCAUCCUCGGCUACUUCCUGUGGAAGAUCCUGAGCUGGUUCACACGCGACCGGUGAAGCGUUCGGCGCGGCAGUGCUGAUGGUGAUGGUGAUAUCGCAGAUACUCCUGGUGAAGGGGGGAGGGGGGUCGUGGUUUGGUAGGAAGAGAAGGAGCGAGGGGAAAGGGUGGGAGGGUUAAAAAAAAAGAAA